Molecule: messenger RNA, 3051 nt
Organism: Pyrenophora tritici-repentis Pt-1C-BFP
Lineage: Eukaryota; Fungi; Ascomycota; Dothideomycetes; Pleosporales; Pleosporaceae
Product: Herpes-BLLF1 multi-domain protein
Source: RefSeq, a predicted model, not a curated record
AUGGAGCUCCUCUCUCGUACCGUCGUCGGCGCUCUUUCGCUGUCGGUAGCCUUUGCUGGCUCUGCUUCUGCUCUUGAGGCUUUCCGCAAGCCAACUGUGUCCACCACUGCGAACAAUGGAACCGCUCUUCUCGCCUCUCGUGGCUCCCCUGUUAGCAUCCACGCUGAUGCUGCGGAUUGGCCUGGUGUUUUGCGCGCUGCUCACGACCUCGCGCUUGAUUUUGGACGUGUCACUGGUAGCAAUGGCACAAUGAGAGUCACUGGGUCGGCAAAGGCCAGUGCUUCUAUGAUUUUCAAUGUUACUGGUAUCAGCAGCGACUGGAGUGUCAGUGGAAGUGCUCCUGCGAGCUCUUCUGCUGGAACCAUUAUCGUGGGUACUAUUGGUAACUCAAGCUUAAUCGACGGCUUGAUUUCUAGUGGUCAACUCGAUGUCAGUGGGGUCGAAGGCCAGUGGGAGGCUUACGUGAGCACGGUAGUUAAGAACGUUGGAAACAUGACUGGCGACGCACUCGUCAUUGCUGGUAGCGAUCGCCGCGGUGCCAUUUACGGUAUAUACGAUAUCUCUGAACAAAUCGGUGUCUCACCAUGGUACUGGUUCGCAGACGUGCCCGCCAAGAAGCACGAAUCCAUCUACAUGCUCAACGCCACAAAGGUCCAAAAAUCACCUACAGUAAAAUACCGCGGUUUCUUCAUCAACGACGAAGCACCUGCUCUGACCGGCUGGGCAGGUAGCAAAUUCCCCAAGACCCCCAAUGGUGCGACUUUUGGAGCACAAUUCUACUCCAGGGUCUUUGAACUGUUGCUCAGGUCAAAGGCAAACUACCUCUGGCCCGCUAUGUGGAGCAGCAUGUUCAAUGUUGACGAUCCGCGCAACCAACCGCUUGCAGACGAGUACGCCAUUGUGAUGGGAACAUCGCAUACUGAGCCCAUGGUACGCGCUACACAAGAAUGGACCAAGGUCGCCAAGGGUAGUGAAUCAGGAUGGUCGUGGGCAACCAACAACGCUACUUUGUACGACUUCUUCUACGAUGGCGCUAAGCGUGCUGCACCAUACGAGAAUGUUGUCACAGUCGGUAUGCGAGGAUACCACGACACCGCCAUGUCCUCUGAUGUACAAACCAGUGUCCUCGAGGCCGUGGUCAAUGCUCAACAAGACAUUCUGAGCAAAAUUCACGGAAACGCAUCCGAGGUUCCUCAAAUGUGGUGCUUGUACAAGGAAGUCCAGGACUACUUCGAGGCUGGCAUGGAGGUCCCCGACUGGGUCACUCUCCUUUGGACCGAAGACAACUGGCAAAACAUCCGCCGCCUCCCUGUUGGCGACGAGAAGAAACGAAGCGGCGGUGCUGGUGUCUACUAUCACUUUGACUACGUCGGUGACUCACGUAACUUCAAGUGGCAAGACACCAUCCAGCUCCAGAAGACUUACGACCAAAUGAAGCUCGCCAAGGACCGUGAGGCGGACCGUAUCUGGAUUGUCAACGUUGGUGACAUCAAGCCCGCUGAGAUUGCCAUUAGCCAUUGGUUCGAUAUUGCCUAUGACAUGGACUCCUACGACGAGACCUCUGUACCAGAGUGGCUGACUGGUUUCGCUGCCCGCAACUUCGACGCUGAGCACGCUCAGACCAUCGCCGAUAUUAUGGAUGAGUACGGUGCGCUCGCCAACAUGCGCAAGUUUGAGUGGGUCGAGCCAUCAUCCUUUAGCAUCCACAACUACGAGGAAGCAGACCAGAUUCUUGCUCGAUGGGAAGCACUUGCCGAGAAGGCCAACGCAAUCAGCAGUGCACUCCCCGCCGAGCAGCAGCCUGCUUUCUACGAGGUUGUUCUCCACCGCGUACUCGCCGGAGGCAACAUGGUCGAUAUUCAGGUAUCUGGUGCAAGGAACAUGGUAUAUGCGCAGAUGGGACGCAACAGUGCCAACCAAUGGAUGCAGCGUGUAAUCGACGGCAUGAACAAGGACCACAACCUCACAAAGCGAUAUCACGCACAACUCAACGGAAAAUGGAACCACAUGAUGGACCAAACCCAUCUUGGCUACCAGGGGUACUGGCAACAACCCAUGCGCCAAUCCACCCCCGACCUCCGCUGGGUCCAGACUCUCGAGGACUCCCUCGCAGGCAACAUGGGAAUCUCCGUCCAAGGUUCCAACGCCACCAUCCCCGGCGACGACCAAUACCACAGCAACGGCGGCUCCUCACUCCCCCUCCCAGACAUGACACCCUACACGCCGCGACGCUGGAUCGAAAUCUCCCACCGUGGCACCGAAACCUUCUCCUGGAACAUCAGCGCCGACCCCUUCAUCGUGCUCUCGCAAGCCAAAGGCACCCUAUCCCCCACCGACCCCGACGUGCGCGUCUACGUAACCGUCGACUGGACUAAACUGCCCGCCGGUUUCAGCGCCACCAGCAAACUAAACUUCAGCGCCUCCACCCCGUUUAUCGGCGGAAACCCCCAGGUAACAUUCGCCGUAAACAAAACCUCCAUCCCCUCCUCCUUUGCGAGCGGCUUCGUCGAAUCCUCCGGUCAAUUGGCAUUUGAAGCCGAACACUACACCCGUAUCACCCCAGGCACCUCAAACAACACAUACACCACACUCCCCAAAUACGGCCGCACACUCUCCGCCAUGAAGCUCAAGAACAACCUCGCUGAGGGCCUCACCACUGAGUCGGCGCCUGCACUCGAAUACGACUUCUACACUUUCACGCCCACGACCGCGAACAAGGGCCUCAACGUCACCAUGAUACUCACCCCAACACACAACAUCAAUCCCAAAGCACCGCUGGCCUAUGUCGCGCAGGUCGAUGAUAAGACACCGCAGCGCAGGCAGUUUGUGAUUGAUCAGCCGCAGCCGAAUUUCCCGGUUGGAUGGGGCAAGGCGGUUGCGGAUUCGGCGUGGUAUAACACGACGAAUUUCGGGGCCGUGGCACCGGGGAAGCAUACAUUGAAGGUGUGGUUGGUGGAGGCGAAUGUUGUGUUGCAGAAGGUUGUGCUGGACUUGGGGGGUGUGGUUGGGAGUCAUAAUGGGCCGCCGGAGAGUUUUAGGGUUGGUGCGUAG